AUGCCGCCACCACCAACACAAGGCCUAAUAUACAAUACAGAGGAUGUUUCCAUAGCGGUAUUUACAACUGCUACAAACUACCUUCGUACUCGGCUACCGUCCGAGCUUGCCAAACCAAAAGUAGCAAUCAUAUGUGGCUCAGGACUUGGACAAUUGGCUGAUACUAUUGAAAAUAAGGUGGAAUUUGCAUAUGAAGACAUACCAGGGUUUGUUUCCAGUACAGGAAAACUCGCUUUUGGAUUCCUUGGUGAUAAAAGAACACCGACGGUUUGCAUGGUCGGAAGAUUCCAUUUUUAUGAAGGGCAUACACUUAAACAAGUUACAUUACCUAUAAGAAUUUUUAAGAUGUUAGGUGUGGAAAUAUUGAUCGUUACAAACGCGACCGGAGCAUUGAGCAGAGAUUUCAAAGUUGGCAUGAUAGGCGUAAUAACUGAUCACAUUUCCCUUCCUGGCUUAGCCGGAAACAACCCUCUAUUUGGUCCGAACGUGUCUGCUUUCGGAACGAGAUUUCCGCCAAUGUCCGACGCGUAUGAUUAUGAUCUUCGUGUAGUUGCAUUUAAAGCUGCUGAUUCUCUGAAAUUCCCCAGAGGAACGUUGAAAGAAGCUAUUUACACUUUCGUCGGCGGACCCUCAUUUGAGACUAGGGCUGAGGCAAGGUACCUGAAAUCAAUAGGUGGUGAUUUAGUAGGAAUGUCUACGGUGCCUGAGGUUAUUGUGGCAAGGCAUUGUGAAAUUAAGGUACUCGGUUUAAGUUUGGUGUCUAAUAUGGUAGCUAUUGGAAAAGGUAAAUCUGCGGAUCCGGAAGUGCAGGAUUUGAACGGUAUAGAGGAGCCAUUGGUGAAUCAUGAUGAGGUACUUCAGAUUGGAAAAGAAAGAGCCUUGGAUAUGCAGAGAUUA
Molecule: messenger RNA, 897 nt
Organism: Racocetra fulgida
Lineage: Eukaryota; Fungi; Glomeromycota; Glomeromycetes; Diversisporales; Gigasporaceae
Source: the annotation of a GenBank genome assembly